GCCGGUUCGUGGCCCUUUUUCAUGAACGUUUCGCGCCAUUCUGACGGACCAGCUUCACAAGAAAGUCGCUUCCAUCGUCCUCGCCUGCGCAUCUCGUUUGCUUGUUUUGUCAUGUGUUGACAAAGAGAAACCAACAGAGCAGGAUCAUCUUCUAUCUAAGUGUACGGAACCAUGGGAUCUUUUCUUUCAAGGGCUCUGCUGAUGGUAUUUGGUUACGCUUAUCCCGCUUACAACUGUUUUAAAACCAUUGAGAACAACGAACCGGAGGCCCAACAACUUCUCUUUCGGUGCCAAUACUGGAUUUUAGUAGCUUUUCUUUCGGUCUGCGAGAGACUUGGUGAUGCAUUCAUAUCAUGGUUACCAUUGUACGGCGAAGCGAAGUUCGCUUUCUUCGUCUAUUUAUGGCAUCCCCAGACAAAGGGCACACAGUACGUCUACUGCUACUUCUUUCGGCCAUACUUGGCCAUCCAUGAGAAGGUCAUCGACCGUCACUUGCUGGAACCGAAGGUGAUGGCGGGGGAUUCGGCGGUUUCGAUGUGGCAAAAGGCAAUGAGCUACGGUCGGAUAAGGCUCUUCGAGUUUCUGCAGGAUGCUAAUUCUCCAUCGAAGUCGCUCGCGUGCCCCAAUCAGGUAUAUCUCGAAGCAGACAUCGAUCAAGCUAACCAAGAGACAGAAGCAGACGCAUCGGCCAAAACUCCGUCAUCACGGCCCGCGGGAAGCGGCAGCGGAGAACCGGGCGCGGGUCAACUCGUCGCCGGUUCUUCUGGGGAAGCCAGACCAAGCCCGCCGGACGCGGUGGUGUCAAACGGCUCAUGCUCAGGAAACAGCAAAUCGAAUCCACCUCAACUUGAAGACGCUGCACGGCGGACACCGAAUAAGGAGAAGGAUCCCAAAUGGAGACCGUUUGAUCUUGUUAUUAAUCGCCUGAAACGGCGAAGAGCAGCAACUCAUAGGAGGAGUUGUACAUAGUCAGCACGACAUGUUAUCGUUUUCCUUUUCUCUUGUUUGCUGGUUGAUCUGAAUCCUAGAUAAAG
Molecule: messenger RNA, 1034 nt
Organism: Rhodamnia argentea
Lineage: Eukaryota; Viridiplantae; Streptophyta; Magnoliopsida; Myrtales; Myrtaceae
Product: putative HVA22-like protein g
Exons: 7
Coding region: 172-969 (265 amino acids)
Source: RefSeq, a predicted model, not a curated record